AACAUCAAAAACCAACCUUAAAAUAUUGUGGAAAAAAGUGAGAAAAAACCAAUUCGAGAAGAACCUAGCCGACAGUGCAGCCGCGCAGAGAAUUAAUAUUGUAAGGCUGACGACUGAGGUGGCAGCUGGUCAAAUGGUUUAGGCGCAGGCGCGUGCCAAUUCGAUCGAAUUCACUGAAAAUCCGUCGUCAUCGUUUGCAAAAUCGUAUGAAUCAGCUGGCCCUUGUCAAUAGACGAGAGUAUUAUUAUCACAGGCAGGCCACUGCGUCUCCCCCACCGUCACACCGUAUCGUCGUCGUUGCGGUCCAUUCUAGACCGGGUGCCGUGAGUGAGUUGUCCGUAUGCCGCGAUCGUGGCAGUGUCGUUGUCGUUUGUGUUCGGUGUCACAGUCGUCCGAUAUGUUGUGCGCGGUGUGGUAGAUUCGUUGGUCCCGGUGGUCGAGGGGGGGGGUUAUCGGUCACGAUCCGUCGAAUAAAAAGUAAAAAAAAAUUAAUUAGUAUUGAGAAGAAAACCAAUACCUAGGUGUUGAUCGCGACGGAUUCGAAACCGCGGUAUAAUAACCGAGCACUGAUCACGGGGGCAUAGGUAUUUUUGUAGACGCACGCUGUACGCGACACAUGACUUGUGACUUAAUGUGCAGUCAAUUACAAAUAUUUGUUUAUACAGUAAUAUAAUUUUAUCGCUACUCGUGCCCCGCUGAACAGUAGUUCGUCUUUGUUCGCUGAAUGCCGUAAACCGCCACGAUCAUCGUCUCUUUUUCCGGUUAAUUUGUCACCAUGGACACGAGCAUAGCCAGUAAAAAGUUUAAGGAGCAGCUUAUCAAAAAUGUGAAAAAAGAAGUGAAACAAAUUAUGGAAGAAGCUGUAACCAGGAAAUUUGUACAUGAAGAAAGUGGCUCGAUAACAUCUCUUUGCGCGGCUGUUGAAGCAUGCCUGUCACAAGGACUACGGCGAAGAGCAUUAGGUUUGUUUAAAACUAGUUCAACAACAGCACUAUUGCACAAAAUGGCGAAAAAUUUUGAACCAGCUUCCAUAAUUAGUCUAAAAGUUCAAGAAAUGGAAAAUUCCGACCCAAAUAGUGGUGAUAGCUGUACAACUAGAGCUGCAUCUGUGAACAGUACACUGACUGGUAGUAUAACUCUUCCAAAUGUUCAUCCACCACCGUUAACAAAAAAAAAUUCAGCGGGUAGUGGUUUAGGCCCUUCAUCUAUUACUCUUCCAAAGUAUUUGUGGAUUCGCCUAGCAUUGUUUGAAAAACUUUUGGCUGUGAUAAUUGAUCAUCUAGUUCAAAAUUGCAGCAAAUAUUACGAAAAAGAUUCUUUAGUAGCAGAUCCAGAUUAUGGGAGCAUUUUAAGUUCUCUUCUUGGUAACUAUGUGUGUGUGUGU
Messenger RNA from Sipha flava (yellow sugarcane aphid), 1384 nucleotides. Its product is annotated as small G protein signaling modulator 1-like. The annotation marks the transcript as partial. The transcript has 6 exons. Lineage: Eukaryota; Metazoa; Arthropoda; Insecta; Hemiptera; Aphididae. The record is from RefSeq and is a predicted model, not a curated record.